CGGAGCAGCCCCAGAGUGUGCUGGGCUUGCCCUGGUUGGCCUUCUCUUUACCUUCCUCCCUGUGAGUUAAAUCGCUCCAAACAUGCUGCUCACUCUGUGUAUGACCCUCCUGCUGUCCUCUGUCAUUGCCACAGAAAAAGAGAGUGGCCUUCCAAGGCUCGACGAUGCAAAAGCUGUUAAGGCCUUCAUCGACUCCGCUGAAGUGGUGGUCAUCGGAUUCCUGGAGAGCGAGGAGAGUCUUGGCUAUAAGGAACUUCUGGCAGCUUCCCAGAAAAUCGUCGCUGUCCCUGCAGCUAUGUGCACUGAGAAGGAGGUGUGGACUGAUUUCAGCAUCUCUUCAGAAACCAUCACCCUCUUCAGAAAAGCAGAUAACCAUCAGGAGAACCUGGUUCUUGCUGAGGCCAAGAAGUUAGAUGCCGAUGGGCUCGUGAACUUUAUCUCCAUCAACGAGCUCCGAUACAUCACAGAGUACAACCAAGUGACAGCCGUGGGCCUGUUCAACUCAGAGGUGAAGACACACCUUGUGCUCUUUGCCAACAGGGGGAGUAAAGGCUACAAGGAGCUCAAGGAGCGACUGGGAGCUCUGGCUCCCGAGUUCAGUGGCAAGCUCUUAUUCGUGCUCAUUAAUGGAGGCGUAAAGUCCAAUUUCAAGUCACUCAACUACUUUGGCCUGAAGUCAACAGACCUGCCUCGAGUUGGGAUAUAUGAUGGGGAUUCUGACAUGAAGUGGCUCCUACCUGAAGGAGAGAUCUCCACAGAGCGUGUGCGGGACUUCUGUCAGUCUUUCUUACAUGGGGAGCUGAAGAACGUGAAGCAGGCUGGAGAAGAGCCCAAAACAGAGCUGUAAAACUCACCACUACUGUAACUGAUUUAUCAAAGAUCUAAAUAAAAAAAAAAAAAAAAAACACAUAUAUGAAAAACAGAACAU
Molecule: messenger RNA, 928 nt
Organism: Fundulus heteroclitus (mummichog)
Lineage: Eukaryota; Metazoa; Chordata; Actinopteri; Cyprinodontiformes; Fundulidae
Product: endoplasmic reticulum resident protein 27
Exons: 7
Coding region: 83-847 (254 amino acids)
Biological process (GO): protein folding; response to endoplasmic reticulum stress
Cellular component (GO): endoplasmic reticulum
Source: RefSeq, a predicted model, not a curated record